Messenger RNA from Closterium sp. NIES-65, 3192 nucleotides. The record is from the annotation of a GenBank genome assembly. NCBI's taxonomy places the organism in Eukaryota, Viridiplantae, Streptophyta, Zygnematophyceae, Desmidiales, Closteriaceae.
AUGUCGCUUAAUCUCUUUCCUCCACUAACUGCUGAAUUUCUGGUAGCAGGUGGAGUGCCGUUCGGCGGGUACCCACAGCAACACCCGUACCCCAUGUACCCGCUACAGGGCUAUCCCAUGUCACCCUUCGGGUACCCUCAGCAGUUUCAAGAGGGAGCCGGCUAUGGGUUUCCACAGGGAGUGUUUCCGCCGUACGGUCCUCAGGGCUUUCCAGCGCAGCCAGGGAUGUUUGUUCCGCCUGUAGGGACAGCCACUCCUGGGGCCAUGUAUCCCGGAUAUCCUCCUGCCGCUUUCGGGCCGACGCAAGCGGCACAGGCAGCAGGGGGAUUUCCAGGAGGCCCUUCUAUGAUGCCGUCCGCUACGCAACCAGCUGGCGUUGCUGGCGUUGCCGGCGUUGGUGCUGCUGCGCAACCUUUUGGGUUCCAGCAGAUGCAAGGAGGACAACCCCAAGGAUUUCAGGGGACGGGCGAGCAGCAGCAGAUGGGAGGUGCCAGCCAGCUUGCAGGAGGCCCUGGGGCGCAAACAAGCCAAGGUGCACAGGAAGGGACCGGAGCAAUGCCAUCACAGCAGCAAUACGGAGUCCCCAUGCAAGGGGGCUCGGGCAGACGACAGGAAAAGCCGAGUGCGGGAAGGAGGCAAGAAAACUCAAGUCCGAGUGCGGGUAGACGCCAGGAAAAGGCGAGUGGGGGGCGAUCCGCUCACGCGGACUCUAGCAGGGUGCACGCGCAGGCGGCAGCGGCCGUGGAGCGCAUAUUGCGCGCGAACGAGACGAGGCGCGGGGGGUGCGCGGUGAAGGGGCUGACACUCGCGGAGGGCAACGUGGCGAAGCGCGCCACGCACGCCGUCACGUGCGAGACGCUGCGAUACCUGCCUGUGAUCAAGGAUCUCAUUGCCGCAACAGGCCUCGUUAACAGCAACUGGAUGAAGGCCAAGCCCCACCUGGUGUAUGUGCUCGUAUAUGACUUGGUGGUUUCUGGCAAGGGUACACUGGGGUCAGGAGCGGUGCAAAAGGGUACACUGGGGUCAGGAGCGGUUCAGAAGGUAGUGCUGUCACACAAGGCGGCUCUCAGAGCGGCGCUGGCUCGGGUGCUGGUGAAGCAGCGAGCUGCAUCAGUGGAGGAACUGCUUGGUCCCUCCAGUGACCCACCUGUUGCUGCCUAUGCUGCAUGUGAGUCCCGUGACUGCCUCCUCACAGUGGUGAAGCAGGGAGCAGCAUCAGUAGAGGAGCUGCUUGGUCCCUCCAAUGACCCGCCUGUUGCUGCAUUCACCUCCUCUCAGAGUGGUGCUUGCUUGGUUGCUGGUGAAGCAGCGAGCAGCAUCAGUGGAGGAACUGCUUGGUCCCUCCAAUCACACACGCGCUUUGCUAGUGCUUGUUCUUUCAUCUCUCCCCUUCCGCCCCCACUAUACCCCCGCUAUGCACGAGUCAACACCCUGCGGACCACCUCCGAUUCAGUGUUGGUGCACUUUCAGGCGGGCACUCCCCAAGAGAAUGGCGGCAAGGAGGGGGGGAUUGAUGCAGGCGCUAGCAGCAAAAGUGGGGAUGGUGAAAGUGGCGCUAGCAGCAGUGCAGAGAGUGCAGGUUUGAGGGUGGAGGGGGAGGUUUCAGUACAGCAGGACGAGCUGAUCCCAGACGUGCUUGUCUUUCCCCCGGGCACAGAGCUGCACCGGCACGCUCUGGUAGAGAAAGGCGACCUCAUUCUGCAGCUGAUUCCAGACGUGCUAGUGUUUCCCCCGGGCACAGAGCUGCACCGGCACGCUCUUGUGGUGGAGAGGGGUGACCUCAUUCUGCAGGGUCGCGCCAGCUGCUUCCCCGCGUUCAUCCUCGCGCCUCGCCCCGGGUGGCAUGUGUUGGACGCAUGUGCAGCGCCGGGCAACAAGACAUCCCACUUGGCUGCACUCAUGGCGAACACAGGGCGGCUCACAGCAUGCGAGAGAGAUGCCAAGAGAGCUGCUCUUUUGAGGAAGAAUCUGGACAAGGCCGGGGUGACGUGUGCACACGUGCAUGAGGGGGAUUUUCUCGCCAUCGACCCUGCCUCACCUGAAUUCGCCGAUGUGAGCUCCUCUCAUCUCCUAUCCUCCGACCCCUGUGUCGUGCAAGCCAUCCUGCUCAACCCCUCCGAGGAGACCUGCUCCUUUCUCAAUGGGAACCCCUUGCGGAGUAAUGAAGGAUUCGAAACGCAGCAAGUCGUGUGGUCGCCGUUGAAACCCCUCCGAGGAGACCUGCUCCUUUCUCAAUGGGGCCUCGUUGUGCGCCCCUGUGUUGCGUGUGUGCUGCUACAUCCUUCCCUCUCCCCCAAUUCCAGGGCUGGCGGGAGAGGGAGCAAGGGUGGGGAGAGUGGAAGGAGAGGUGGGGGGAGAGGCGGGGGGAGAGGCGAGGGGAGAGGCGAGGGGAGAGGUGGGGGGAGAGGUGGGGGAAGAGAUGGGGGAAGAGGCGGGGGGAGAGGGGGCAAGGAGGAGGGGAAUGGGGGGAUUGAAGGAGCAGAGGCCAGCAGCGGACGCCAGGGGGAGGACGAGCGGGUGGAGAGAUUGGCUCGUUUCCAGGAAGCCGCGCUGAGGCAUGCCCUCUCAUUCCCAGCAGCACAGCGCGUCACCUACAGCACAUGCUCCGUGAACGAGAGGGAGAACGAGGCAGUGGUAGCGGCAGUGCUCCCUCUGAAACCCCUCCCAUCAGCAGAGCGCAUCACCUACAGCACAUGCUCCAUCAACGAGAGGGAGAACGAGGCAGUGGUAGCAGCAGUGCUCCCUGCGGCUCUCUCCUGUGGCUUCCGCCUCGCCCCGGCCCUGCCCGCCUGGCCCAGGAGAGGGAUGCUCUCCUACCCUUUUGGCCACCAAGUGGUGCGCACAGAUCCUGCCACCGAUGGCACCGAUGGAUUCUUUGUUGCACUCUUUGAGCGCCACGUGGCAGGUGUUGCUGACGUGGCAGGUGCUGCUGACGUGGCAGGCGUUGCUGAUGUGGCAGGUGCUGCUGACAUGGCAAGCAUUGCUGAUGUGGCAGGUGCUGCUGAUGAGGCAGCAAAUGCUGAUAGAACAACAGUGAUGACGGGAGCAGAGGUAGCAGAUCCGGAGGUUCGGGAGUCCCGUGCUGCUAAAAGGAAGCGGCAGAGACGAGCGAAAGCAGCAAUGGAUGAAGGGAACGUGAAGGUUGCUAGAGGAACAAGCGAGGUAGGGGGAAACCCGACACGUGGGGAGUGA